Molecule: messenger RNA, 3172 nt
Organism: Glossina fuscipes
Lineage: Eukaryota; Metazoa; Arthropoda; Insecta; Diptera; Glossinidae
Gene: Ephrin
Exons: 5
Coding region: 585-3092 (835 amino acids)
Biological process (GO): axon guidance; ephrin receptor signaling pathway
Cellular component (GO): plasma membrane
Molecular function (GO): ephrin receptor binding
Source: RefSeq, a predicted model, not a curated record
GUAUAUCUGAAAUUGCUUAUAUAGAGUUUAAGUCUUGCAUUUGUGCUGCUUAGCAAUAAGGGAUGUUUUGUAAAAUAGAAAUUUGUCUUUUCGAAAUUAAACAUUUUAAUUCAAAAGGAAAUAACUGACUAAUAAAGAAAGAUUUCAAUUUAUUAUAGUUUUAACAAUCAUGAAUAUGAAGUAAACUAAAAGCGACUUGGCUGCAAACUGUAUAUGCGGACAAGGAAGCAAACCAAAUCCUUGAUAGGAGGGUAUCUUUUAGAAUUCCAGUUUUGUAUAUAGUCGUGUGUACAACAUAUCAGAAGAACAAUUAAGAAGGCGGUUUGUUUCAAGUGUUUCAUCGAGAUUUUGUGACAUUUGUAAAUAGUUAACGGUUGUGUGAUACGUUGCAUAUAAUAAGAAAUAUAUAAGAUAUAAAUAUGUCAAAUAUACAACGCAUCAAAAACAUGGAGAUUGUGGUAGAUUGAAGACCUUUUGACCAUCUAUCUAAUAUAACUAAAUGUCUGAUCGUAGAUAUCGAAUGGAAUUUGCAAACGGACUCGCAAGGUAAAAUAAAAGUAAUAAGCUUAUUUGCCUUGAAGAUAAUGGCUACAUCAGCGGUAUUAUCAUCACAAAGUCUGCACCACCACCAUUUAAAAUCCGAAUUGCCAUUAAUACCUGCACGGCCCAAGAUCGUAAAACACCUGAAAUGUUAUAACAGAAGUGAUGUUUACAAAAAUGACAAUACAGCUUGCAAAAAUUUACCGUAUAUGUGUAGCAUAGAGGAUAAUACCAAAUUUCUUUUUUUACCACGACGUUCAAUUUCGAAAUCAUCGUCACUGAUCCAGUCCCAUUUGACAUCAGCGGCAUCUACAAAAACCCCUUUAAAGUUUAUAGAACAAGCUCCAUUGGUAACGGUAGACUCGCCAUUGCACCCAAUAUGCAAAAAAUCUUCCUCAGAUCCAAUAUUAUGUUCGCAUGUUUCUACACAAAAGCAAAGAUGCUUAACUUGUGGUAAUACUAAGCAAUAUUUUAGAAAAAAGAUGUAUAAUCAUGCAGUUUUUUCACACGCGGAGCCGACAUUGUCUACACUGUCCGCGAAAACGUCACCCUCAUUCUCAUGGGCAAAAGAAGAGAGCUAUGUAGCCACAACAACUCUUAACACAACAUCAGAAACUACUGAUAGUUCACGACUGGAAAGUAGUGCAAUGACUCAAAUUACUUCAAAGGAAAAACAUCAUGGCAGCGACGGCAGCGACUGCUCCCUAGGAUUACCCUUACACUUAUUUUGUUAUAAAAACAAACGUAAAUGCUAUCAGUUUAAGCAGAAUACGAAUCGUCGAAAAGACGAAGCUUUAAGAAUAUACUUUAUCAUUUUCUUAGUACAUCAUAUUAAGUUAUGGUAUCGGUUUAUAGCUGCUACAGCUUCUCCUAGAAUCCUAAAUCAACAUUCAACAUUAACAAGUCAUCAAACAGUUACCGCAAUGAUAAAAGAAUCAGAUUCUACAAGUACUUCAGCAACAUCACGGAAAACACUACGUUUAUUACCUCGACUUGGAGCAACAUCAUUUUUUACGCUUGUAACCAUCAUUUGUUUAGAAACGAUUUUACUGUCCACAAUGUCUACUUGUGCAAAAACAUUCUAUAUGCACUGGAAUACUUCAAACAGCAUAUUUCGUAUAGAUAAUACGGAUCAUAUAAUAGAUGUAAAUAAAGGUAAUCUAGCAUUCGAGUUUGAUCAAGUUCAUAUAAUAUGCCCGGUGUAUGAACCUGGGACGUUUGAUAAUGAAACGGAAAAAUACAUUAUAUAUAAUGUUUCAAAAGUUGAAUACGAGACAUGUCGGAUUACUAAUGCUGAUCCUCGUGUUAUUGCCAUUUGUGAUAAACCGCAAAAACUAAUGUUUUUUACAAUAACUUUCCGGCCAUUUACACCACAACCAGGUGGUCUGGAGUUCCUUCCUGGGAAUGAUUACUAUUUUAUUUCAACCUCGUCCAAAGAUGAUCUAUAUCGGCGCAUAGGUGGUCGGUGUUCAACUAACAAUAUGAAAGUUGUUUUCAAAGUUUGCUGUGCACCCGAAGAGAAAAAUAAAACCUCCACCAGUCCUCAGAUGAUUGGUGGAAAUAAAAAUAACGGUGGAAGCCCAGGAGUUUCUGUACAACAGGUUGCUCCCACUGAUAUAGGAACUACCAGUGUUGAAGACCCUAAUGGCUUGACAAAUGUCAAGAAUCUACAUGCACCACAUAAUAACAUAAACGUAAUUGGUGUAAACGGUAUGAAUAGCGGCGUAAUGCCCAAUGGCGUCCUGAAUAUAAAUACCGGCAGCACUAACAACAAUGGAAUGCAAGUGAAUCCGGUUGUAAACAGUCCCAGUAGUACUUCAAUUAACACAAAUGUAGAUCAAUUUAACCGCAUACCAAUUCAGACAAAUAACCUAAAUGUUUUGGGUAAUAACAUCGGUGCUAAUAACGUUGGUCUUGGUAGCCAUGGUAGUGGCAUUAUAUUAACCCAUGGCAACAGCGGUGUUAAUAUGAUACCGACCGGAGGGAUCGGAGUAAUAGGUCAAUAUCCCAGCCAUGGAUAUCAUGGACAAAGCGGAAUACGCAUAAAUAAUGUGCCAUCAUCCCAUCAUAUAAAUCACAAAAAUAGCAAUGAUGACCACUAUGAAAAACACCCCAACGAAGUUGUCAAAAACGAAGAGCUUACGUAUAACAGUGGCGCAAGUAAUAUGGUAAGCCGAAUAUUUUUUAUUGAUUGGACGACCGAAAUUUUAAAGGCUAUACUUUCAUCGAAAAGUAUUGAUACCACGGCAAUUGCGCUGCAUUUUAUAACCCAGUUACAAGAGAGUGUACACUGUUGCAUCGAUCAAGUUUCUGCGAUUUAUUUUAAAAGCUUCAUACUGUACAGUAUGUCUCCAAUAUGCAAAUUAGCUGUAACAUUUUUUGUAGUUUUUAAAGCCUUAAGAUAUGUUUUUCUCCUAAAGCCUAUGCCAUUGCUGAGGAAAUAUCCGAAGUUAAAAUCAAAUGGUCCUACGAAUGGAAGUUCAAUAGCAUCCUAUAGAUUGCCACAAAAGAACAGUAGUAUUAAUCACACGAAAUUAGCAGAUAGAAGGUGAACGCAUAUCAUUUGAUUUCCACAAACACAAUUUGAAAUUCUAAUAUUCUAAUACACAAAUAUGCAUCAGAAAUGAAGGAA